This is a messenger RNA of Marchantia polymorpha subsp. ruderalis, 1693 nucleotides long. The record is from the annotation of a GenBank genome assembly. NCBI's taxonomy places the organism in Eukaryota, Viridiplantae, Streptophyta, Marchantiopsida, Marchantiales, Marchantiaceae.
GCUCGUUACUGUCACUGGUUGAACUCACUCACGUGUAAGAGCGAGCGACCUGCAGAUCUUGAAGGAAGAGCCGCGGUGCCAAGAAUUGUGAAACCUCGCGGAAUUCGCUUUCGAAGCGAAGUGCAAAUCCAAUCCAAUGCAAUACAAUACAAUACAAUACAUUCCAAAAAUCUUCGAGUUCCUUCUCGUUUCCAGCGAGAGAAAAAAAAUCCCCAAAAUCCAAAAACAACCAUCUGGAACAAACCCAAAAAGUUAAAUCUGACUUUGAGCACAUGGAUUUUAGAAAAUCUAAACCCGGCGAUUCCUUCGCAACCGGGAAGCAGAGGAUGCGGAAAUGGCCGCCGAGAACAAUUGCCUCACACCUGCCGAGGACGACUGACAAGACGAGCGAGCGAGCGAGCUAAAGCUUUGCUGUGCCGUCGAGACGACCGACUUCAUGCACCCUCCGAUCAAACCUCGCCCGAAACAUCAUCCAACACGAGGAAUUGACGAACACACACAAAACACCCACACACCGUCCUCCAUCGCCCCCGCCCUCAUCCACUCGACCCAACGUUCGUUCGUGCCCGAGAAUCCCCAACGUCAACCCGCUCGGGAGUUGUGGCUCGGGCCCUCGAUCCUAGGGCUCGUUCGGGCCGAGCCUCGGAACAAUCCGCGCGGAAAGAAAAGCGAAAUCGGGGACAAGGCCGGAGAAGCGAACGAACGAACGCGGGACCAUCGACGAGGAGGAGGAGGAGGAGGAGGAAGAGGCGAGCGGCAGCGGCAGCGGGGGAUUGCCGGUUCUUGGAGACGAGACGGGACGGGAAGAGACGAGACCAUGUUGAGGUCGAUGCCGCUGCCGAUGUCGAUGGCGAUGUCGAUGUCGAAGGCGCUGCGAGUUCGGUGCCGAUUGCGAAUGGCGCCCGCGGGGCCGCAGGGCUGCGCCGCGACCCGGUGCGCGACGUCGUCCUCGUCGUCGCAGUCGUCGCAGUCGUCGCAGUCGUAUCAGGGGCACGUGGCCGUGUCGUCGGAGGAUGAGAGCGGCGCGAGGUACCAGCACGUGGUGAGGGCGGGAGGGCACACCUUCCGGGGCGACCUUGGCGCGGGCUGGGGCGCGGCGGGGAGCGCCCCGGAGCCCAAGGACUACGCGCUGGGCGCGCUGGCCGUGUGCACGUCCAUGACGGUGCGCCUCUACGCCGACCGGCGCCGCUGGUCGCUGCGCCACGUGCAGGUCACGGUGGUCGAGCAGGGCGGCGGGAUGGGCCUGCUGCCCGACGGGCUGCGUAUGCUCCUGCGCCUCGACGGCGAUCUGACCGACGCCCAGAGGUCUGCGCUCGUCGAGGUCUCGAAGAAAUGCCCCAUCAAGCAAAUGUUCCUCGGCAAAAUGCCCCACGGCGUGCACGUCGAGUUAGAUCCUGCUGCCGAGCAGGUCCUGGAUCCCUGAUCAGAGCUCACGACGAACACUUGUACCGAUCCGUUUAAAAUCACUUGGAAAUAUAGUUCUAGCAAAUCCUGACCCGAUCCAUUCAUUAUCAUCAUCAUCAACCACCUUGUGGAGAAUGGAGAUUGUGUGCGUGUGUGGCUGAUGAUUGCUGAUUGCUGAUCUUCGUCUCGGCUCGCUUCAAUUGAAGGCUUGAAUUGAAUUGAAAUGUUGUGUGCUUGAAUUGAAGGCCGUCUUGACCCGGCUCUGAUUUCAUUGGAUGUUCAAUUUGCU